AUGAUUGCGCAGUGCCAGCGGCUGGUCGUGCUCCUAGGCACCUGGCGUGACCCUGUGCCAUUUAAACGCGCUUGGUGUUUAUAUGAGAUCCUUUGCGCCCUCGACGGUGAGCUGGAGGUGGAUAUGCAUCUGCCCCCCAAGCAAGUGGAGCUGUUCCUUGCCGCCUUCUCCGAAGAGGCAGAUGUCAUCGAGACCUUUCUUCGGAUGCCUCAGUCUGCUACAUCUCAGGCCACAGAGUCUCUGGACCAGGAUCACAUACUUAGGUGUAUAGAGGAGCGGGGCGGGUUUGAUCAGCUUGACAGUCGGAUCCGCGAGCGCAUGCAGCCAUGGUGCCUCAAGCAGGCACGAUCGGCCAUUCAGCGUUUGGAGGCUGCGGGGCCCAGUCGAUCCCUGGCUCGGCUUCGUGGCCUCGUCUCCCACGUGUUGACGCGAUUUGACGUGCUAGACGAAGCCAUGAAACAGUACAAGAAGAGUCUCCAGCUGUACAUUAACCUUCUGGGAGACGAUGAACCAGAGAAAGCCCAAUGUUAUUGCUACCUGGCUCAAAUAUGUAUCCACGAGAAAAUGUUUGCCACAGGUUUAGCCUUGUAUGAAAAGGGCCUGGCCCUUCUUGAAGGUCAGGCAAACAUUGAGGCUUCUUACGAUAUUGCCGUCGCGCAGGCUGGCAUGGGAAGCGCGUGCUUACAGCUGGGGGACGCAAGCCGGGCUGUCAAUCUGUUGCAAACAGCCAUCAAUGGCUUAUCCCCGAGUCCCCCAAGUGCCGAGUUUGUUGUGGCGCAGCACUGCCUGGGGCGCGCAUUAGCCGAACAGGGCGAGCCAGUGAGGGCCAGCAAAGUCUUGCGUGAAGCAAUGGAAACUGCAGACCUGGUAGACAUGCCAGAGUCAGAGCGUUCGAGUCUGCGUGCGGCCUUGCACUUCCACCUAGCGCAAGCUUUGCAUCAGCAGAGCCUGCCCACGCAGGCGCUGGAUCAUGUCGAGGCCUGUUUGGCGAUCGAGCUUUGCAAUUUGGGAGAACAGCAUGUGGACCUUGCCCCCACUUAUCACCUGCGUGCUCUUGUGCAACAAGCACUUGGUGAGCUAGAUUCGGCCCUAGCAUCCUUCACGCAAGAAGCUGCCAUCUGGGAGGCUUCUGACUGCCUUGACCAUGUGGCAUUAAGCCAGGCCUACGGCGCCAUUGGCGAAGUGUUGAAGGAACAAGGCCAAGGAGAGCGAGCACUUGUGCAAUUUCAAAAGGCAUUAGACACAGCCAUGACAGCCGCCAACCCAGACCGCUUGAACCUGGCCCAACUCCACGACAAGUUAGCGAGCGCCUAUCUACACGAGGGCCAGCUUGAUCAGGCGGCCGAGCAUGCUCGGACCUGUCUGACGGAGCAACAAGCAUUGCUCGACGAAAACGAUGCAAGCCUGGCUACCAGUUACUUCCAGUUGGCGUCUAUUUAUCGGCGUCAAGGCAAAUUGGCAGAGGCGCUCGAGCUAUAUGAGCGUGAUUUAGAAAUUUCGCUCAAAGUGCACGGCAAUGAGCAUGGCGAUACCGCACUCACCUAUUUUCAAAUGGCCAUGGUCCUCCACCGUCUCAAGAAAGAUCACAGAGCCAUCGAACACCUGCACCACUGUCUCAAUUGCUGCAUACCCGCCUUGGGGAAGUUUCAUGAGCGCACCGCUGACGCCUAUGCCUGGCUAGGCAUCUUGUACAAUAUCAAGGGCAAUUUGCGCUCGGCGGCACACAACCUGAAGGAAUGUGUGGCAAUUCGAUUGCAGGUUCUUGGCAGCGAGCAUCCAGAUACCUUACUGGCCCAGGAAAAUCUCAAGCGCGUUCAACAAUUCAGCAAGGCCUCGUGA
This is a messenger RNA of Monosiga brevicollis MX1, 1839 nucleotides long. RefSeq lists its product as uncharacterized. Gene Ontology annotation, molecular function: identical protein binding. The record is from RefSeq and is a predicted model, not a curated record. The transcript has a single exon. Bases 1 to 1839 code for a protein of 612 amino acids. Lineage: Eukaryota; Choanoflagellata; Craspedida; Salpingoecidae.